GCGGAAAACACGUAUCGUGGCGUGUCCGAGGCUCUCUGCGCCAUGGAAACUUCGCAGCUACCCCGGCGCAUCAUUAAGGAGACUCAGCGGCUGCUGAGCGAGCCUGUGGCCGGAAUCAGCGCAGCCCCUAGCGAAGAUAACCUGCGCUAUUUUAAUGUCAUCAUCUUGGGACCCGACUCCUCCCCAUACCAAGGUGGUAUGUUCAAGCUUGAGCUCUUCCUGCCCGAGGACUAUCCCAUGGCGGCGCCAAAGGUGCGCUUCCUUACAAAAAUCUACCACCCCAACGUGGACAAGCUUGGCCGGAUCUGCCUCGACAUCCUGAAGGACAAGUGGAGCCCCGCGCUGCAGAUCAGGACUGUGCUGCUCAGCAUCCAGGCCUUGAUGAGCGCCCCAAACCCCGACGAUCCGCUGGACGAGAACGUUGCACGCCACUGGAAGACAAACGAGGUGGAUGCAAUGAACACCGCGCGGCAGUGGACGGCAGCACACGCGCAGCCGCAGUGAGGGCCACAUACUCUCGCUGCCUGUCGGCCAAGCCCAUCUGAAGAGCAGCCUUAACAGACGGUGCAGCAAGCGGUAGCCCAGCAGCAGGUUUUUUCUUCUUGUUUGCUUCAUAUCUCUUCUUGCGCGCUGCAUGUAGCAUAACAUCCUUGUAUACUUUACAGCAGAAAGGUUUGACACCGACGCAAACUCACAAAAAUGUUAACAAUGAACAAAUUGCAUCCACGCAAGUUCAACGCGCACGCAGUAUGUGCGUAGUACACAGAAUUGCAGCGCAGCGAACACGCUAGCACGGACGCCCCUCCUCCGUUGGUGGCAGCACAGCCAUGCUUGUUUUGCUGGGCGCAGCACUCAAUGUUCUGCUAUGUGCCCCACUCGGUGCCGGCCUCAGGCCACUGCCUAAUCUUGUGGUCGACAGGUUCUCAGAGGGAAAGCCCGAGCCAUGUAACGAGGCUGCUGGGUUCACGAUGACUGGGAAAAGCGGUUUGAGCCGCGCCGGCUGCCACUGUCCAUCGACAAAUGCCAGCUCAACGACAUUCAUCUCCUCCGUGUAAUCCACUCUGCUGUGGCGGAUGUAGCUCAUGGGCAGGCUGAAGAGCAGGUACACCACCAAUAUGACGCCAAAGUAGAUGGCUGUCUUCCAGAAAUCCCGAUUAUUCAGAGCACCCGUGCAGAAAAGCACGAGCCCGAUUGCUGUGGAGGGCAACCAUGGCAUGAGCCACCAAGGCACGUGCCACCUGGCGGGCUCGUAUUCCAGGGGGCAGCACAGCUGGAAGGAGAGGGUGACAAGGAACCAAGCCAGCGCAAACCACUCGGUGCCUGCACUGGAGCGAACUAGCCUCUCGCCCUCUUCCACCUCC
Chlorella variabilis is the source of this 1361-nucleotide messenger RNA. RefSeq lists its product as hypothetical. The coding region runs from base 43 to 504 and encodes 153 amino acids. NCBI's taxonomy places the organism in Eukaryota, Viridiplantae, Chlorophyta, Trebouxiophyceae, Chlorellales, Chlorellaceae. The transcript is spliced from 7 exons. The record is from RefSeq and is a predicted model, not a curated record.